Raphanus sativus (radish) is the source of this 1135-nucleotide messenger RNA. RefSeq names its product putative defensin-like protein 128. The coding region runs from base 885 to 1055 and encodes 56 amino acids. Lineage: Eukaryota; Viridiplantae; Streptophyta; Magnoliopsida; Brassicales; Brassicaceae. The record is from RefSeq and is a predicted model, not a curated record. The transcript has 6 exons.
AGUGAAAGCUCAUUCUUUUCUUAGAAACACGUAGAAACCGGUGAAAGCUGAAUUGAAUGACUCUGUUCAAUUGAAACCAGAGAAGUUUAAAUCGGCUUAGCUCCUGUCAAGAUCUCAGAAAAAACACUCUCAUAAUUGAGGAAACGAAAUAGGGUCUCCACAAAUCGACUCAUCGUCGUCUUCAAGAUCCAAUGAAAUCGAAGCAAAUCUGAUGAAUUCAUAUAAAGAUAUUGGUGAGAUCGUUUGAUUUGGUAUUCAACAUAUCAAAAUUCCAAAGUUGUUGGGAUGACUUCAAGUAAACAAUUCAAAUUCUUGAAAGUUUCGCGGUACAACUUAAAUUGGACAACGCUUUAAUAACUCAAUAAGAUCCAAUUGUUGUCUUACAUACAAACUUACAGAAGAUAAGUGUUUUACUCAAUAUAAUUCUAUUUCUUUAAUAUCCUUUCUGAGUUAUUUCAACUGCAUUCUAAUACUGUAUGUUCUUUUUCAGUAAUGAUAUACCUGAAAUACUUUAAUAGAGAGAUGGAUUUUACAGAUGGCAUGAAACAUGAUCCAAACGAAAAUCAGGUUCACUAACUUUGGAAGUUUUCAAUAGUCUUCCAUUCGCAAACACAAUGCAUUGAUCCCCCAAAGAUUUCAAAUAGUUCUUCCUGCAAUUAAGAUGAAUUUUCUUCCCCUGAAAGAAAGUUUUAAGAAAAAAAAAACAUUAUUCACGAUCUCAGUAAAACAAAACAUAAACUGAAAACUUAAAAAUUCUCAGUAUUUACUUUUUUUCUGCAAAUAUUAUCUCUAAAGACUCACCAAAACCGACAUUGGUUAGUUUCUGCAUAUGACUUUGGCUUCAGUCCACCAGGUUGUUUUCCACAGCCUAAUCUCAUCAAGGGAUGGUGGCAAAAGAGGCACAAGGACAGCAUAUUUGUCGUCAGACUCUCUUAAACGACAACUGCGAUGGACCAACGUGCACAGAUCUGUGUGACAAGAAAUGGCGUGGAACUGGCCAGUGUUAUCGAACAGUUGACAGACGUUUUAUUUGCCUCUGCAAUUUUAUUUGCUAGACUUGAUUUAUUGCAUGUUUUUUUCUUAUCUCUAUAAGAUAUAUGAAAGUUAUAAUAAAAACAUUAAUAAUUUCUUGCAA